Messenger RNA from Rhincodon typus (whale shark), 1634 nucleotides. RefSeq names its product coiled-coil domain containing 160 (gene ccdc160). The record is from RefSeq and is a predicted model, not a curated record. The transcript is spliced from 3 exons. NCBI's taxonomy places the organism in Eukaryota, Metazoa, Chordata, Chondrichthyes, Orectolobiformes, Rhincodontidae. The coding region runs from base 284 to 1246 and encodes 320 amino acids.
UGAAUAUUGGGGAUCAGGUCUGUUGAAGGGUGUCUGUGGGAGAGUGGGGCACCCAGAUCCCGAGAUGGCGGGUAGGGUCCUUGAUGCCUGGGUGGUUCAUGGACUGUCAGGCAUCUAAGUCUCCAAUUUUUAUGGAAACAUUUAGAAGGUACCAGGCAUAGAGGAAUUAUCCAGGCAAUUCCUUUGAAGUCUGCCAGCGUGCCAUGCCAGCGUAAUAAUUGUCUGGCCAUCGGAAAAUCUGCCCCACUAAAACAUAGAAACGAGGAGCAGGAGCUUCCAAGAGAUGGAGGAACACCAUUGGGUUGAAGCAUUAUUUCCUCCACGUUUCAAUAUGCAAGAUCUUAUUGGGGUGGGUGUUAUUUCGGAGCCAGUACUGCUUUCUGAAAACUUUGCUGUCAGGAGAGUCAAAAGAAUUAAAAACAUUUACCAGCAGAACAUUGAGAAUUUCCAACAAGAACAGAAACUUAAAAGAAAAGCCUACUUUUCGGGACAGACUGUAUCAGCAGCAAAUACUCAAACUCCCAUUGAAGACCUGAAAUUACAGAUGUACGGAAACCGUCAUGCUGGGAUGGUUAAAUCAGAAAAAUCAGAUGGAAGUACUGAGAAUAUAAUUGAUGGAAUGGAAGAGCAGUGCGUGUGGAACACUGAGGAACUAACCGCAUUACAUGAAAUGAAGUGUAGAAAAGACAUCAAGCAACAACAUUUACAAGCACAGCUGGCACUUGCGCAUUUUCAGGCAGAAGAGCUGAAGACAAGGAACAAGAAACUAAAGGUGUGCCUGGAAAUCAAAGAAGCUGAACUUCAUAAGACUAAACUAGAUUUACAGAACAAUGCCUUGUACCUAGGACACACCAUGCAAGAAAGCAUCAAAAAAGAUUUGCAAAUUCGGGGCCUUAAAGGAGAAUUACAAGAAAAGAUGGUGACCAUGCAUAACCUGAGCUCUCAGUUGCAACGGAACAGGCUGGAAACACAGGAUCUGCGCCUGGAAAAGCAGAAACUCAUUUCCAGUUGGAAACAGCUAGAACAGGAGCAUCAGUUGGAAAAGGUCCAUCUGCUGGAAAGGUGGAGAGAAAAAUCAAGCUUACAACUGAAGAAACGACAAACUGAAUUGGACACAGUAAAGACUGAACUGAAAAAGGAGAAAUGUCAACAUGCUCAAAAUAAGCAAGCUCUGGAAUUGUUACGCAAGCAUUGUUCUAGUUUACCAUCGUUGGACCUAGCUGAAGAUUUUAAAGUUACUUUUUGAAUAAGUGACAUGAAUCUGUUAUUUUGUACCAGCCUAGAGUCAACCAGGUGAUAAUUGGAGUUUUGUUUUGUUGUUUUUGAUUUUACAUGUCACCUAAAUUAAAUUUAACACUUGCAGUUACCAAAUAUAAACUAAAAUCUAACUUUUGAAGAGAUCUUCAAUCAGUUCCUGCAUCAAAUAAUUAUUGCCAUUUAAUCAUUGAAUGUUACAGGACAAAACAAGGGCAGUUGGUCUAUCAAGUCUACACCAAAAUAGAAACCCAAUGUUGUAUAAAACAUCUAACUAGAAAUUUACAAAUUAAUUUUGUGGAGCAGAAAAUGAAAUUAUUCCAUGUUGUACCUGAAUUCUCUUAUUGUUUAGUUACACAUUAAAUAUCCAAUUAUUUCAA